Messenger RNA from Funneliformis mosseae, 384 nucleotides. The record is from the annotation of a GenBank genome assembly. NCBI's taxonomy places the organism in Eukaryota, Fungi, Glomeromycota, Glomeromycetes, Glomerales, Glomeraceae.
AUGCCAUUUGUUACCAUUUAUGAAAAUCAAAUGUUAUAUCAAAAAAAUUACUUUUCUUUAGCUCUAAAUGAAGAUCAAAAACUGGAAAUUGUUUUAAACAAAAAAGCUCUUACCAAAAGAGAUAGUAAGAAGAAAAUUGUUAAUAAAGGUAAUCAUGAUUUGACUUCAGCUCCAAAAACUAUCACUAGAGAUAUACCAGCUCUGGAGAUUAGUGUUAAAUGCAAAAAUAUAAUAGCUCUGAAGGCUAUUGCUAAACAUAAGCAAAAUGAACUAACUCAAGAGUCAGUUGAUGUUGAUGAAGUGGAUAAAGACGUUGACAUUCAAGAAUCUAAUCAAUUUCUGGCAGCAUUUAGAGAUAUAAGAAAUGUUCACAAAAUAUGCUAG